UUGUGUGGUCUCAGAAAACCACACUUGGCUCUCAAAUGAAGAAAAAGUGGGAGGCAAGAGAAAGCGAGAGGCCUGAAAAAGCUUCAGCAUUUCCACUGAAGUUCAAAGCAAUCAGGCCCUGCUUGUUGAAUGUGGCCGAACGGCGUACUCCAGGAUGUCGAUUCUCAACCUGGGGCAUGUGGAAUCGCAGGCGAUGUGUGGUGACGUUGGGUUCCGAAGAUCUGCGGGUUUAUAUUGCAGAUCACAAGCCCCCCACCGUCUUCGACCUGAAUCGUCUCCAUGUGAGGCGCGGUCAAAGACACCUGGAGCUCAGUAGAUCCAACUGGAUGACCAAAGUCUUUCAAAGGCUCUGCUGUUGUGAGCCGUUGACCUGCACCAUUACUAUGCGCCUGGAUCAGGUGGAAGACCUUUGUGCAUUUCUCUUUCCCCAGCCGGACAUCGACAGAUCUUCCAGCCGAGUGCCGCUGGCCGUUUUCCCGCCAGAGGUCUUACAUGUCAUCACGGAGUUUCUGGUCUUGCCCACCAUUCACGACGUCAUGCGGUGUAGUGUGAAGUUACGAGAGAUGCUGACAGCGGAUGCCUUUUGGCAACACUUCUACAUCAAGCUCUUCCCUUUGCAGGUUCGAAACCAAGUGGAAGAGUUUGACGACAUUGAUGGCUGUUCUGUCUUCGAUCGGGUUGCAAUCGCGAACCUGCGCUUCUGCAAUGUUUGUCAUGCUCGCCGACAUCUUCCGGGCUCCUGCGCCUGUGGCGCCAAGCAAAAGUUCAACAAAUUCGUCCAUUUUGACAUGCGAGCGGCCGAAAAGCUGCGGCUGGGCCUUCACAAACUGCAGAUCCACUUCAUGAUCAAAGGAUUCGAUCUACAAGCAGCCUUCCUAUGCUUCUCUUCCAGAUAUCAUGGCAACAGUCUGGCCAGUAUGCUGAGGCAGACCGCUGCCUACGGACGCAUGCAUUUGUUGGUCUGUGAGUCCUUCUCCGGAGAAGUCUUUGGCGCGUUGUUGAGAUUUCCGCUGAUGCGAAGGUCCUCCAAAAGAUAUGGUUCAUCUGACAGACUCAUGCUCUUCAGCAUGGGUCAGGAGGAGCCCCUACGUGUCUUUGAAGGCAGCGAAAAGUUCCCCGUGGUGAAAUCCAUCCCUGACGCCUUAUCCAUUGGGACGGUUUCAGAAGCAGCCUUAGAAUUGAAUUGGGAUCUAAGCUUGGCCACCUGUGAGCAAUCCAUUCUUUGUCACGGUUCUCGGCUCAGUGGAUCCACCGCCUUGAGAUCAGUGGUGGCAUUUUCGGAUGCAUCCUCGGACAGCAACGAUCGAAGGAUUUCGCACCUGACCAGCAACUGGGGCAGCCACCCAGAUGUGCAACGCAACGUGGCGCGGCAGUUGUUGCAGUUGGGGGGCCAGCAAGACUUGCGGCACUACUUCACCUAGAUGUGGUGGUGUUCCGAAGAGUUCACGCCUUGAUGACGCUCGAUGUAUCUAACAGCUGCAGUCUGACUGUAGCGACUGCAUGACAAACCCCCUCUGGUUUGAAGCUGGUGCACAAGCACCUGACGUGCUGGAAAACCGGACGCGACCGGGCCAGUACUGUACAUAGCAUCAAGAUGAGUGGCAACGCUGCCCUCGCCUAUG
Cladocopium goreaui is the source of this 1622-nucleotide messenger RNA. Lineage: Eukaryota; Dinophyceae; Suessiales; Symbiodiniaceae. The record is from the annotation of a GenBank genome assembly.